CAAAACGCUUCAGCUGCUCCGGCGCUGCCGCACAAAGCCGCAGCGGAUUCGGAUAAAAAACGCGCUCCGGUGCUCGGAUUAUACUCGUUACAUCUGAUUAUACCUUCUGAUACCACCGAUGCUGAUCGGAUACCGUGAUUCUUGAUCGACACUCUGGCAUCAUGAGUGGGCUUCUCAAGAGGAAGUUUGAGGAGGUGGAGGAGGACCAGUGCUACUCCUCAUCCUCUCCCUCAUCUCUCUCCUCCUCCGCCUACUCAGGAUGGGACUCGGACAGCGAGAGCUGCUACUCGGACACCUUGGACUCUACGCCCAGUAACCCGAGCUCGCCGGCAGCGUCGACCAGCACCACCUCUAUCCUAAAAAAGACCAAACGUCCACGAAGGGGCAACGUGCAGUUCGACCAGGUGACGGUCUUCUUCUUUCCGCGGUGCCAGGGCUUCACCAGCGUACCCAGCCGAGGUGGAUGUACGCUCGGCAUGGUGCAGAGACACAGUGCCCAGCGCCACUACACGCUCUCCGAGUUCGCCGUCGAACAGCAGCAUCUGCGCCUAGAGAAGCUCAAGAACAGGAUGAAGGAGGAGAAGCUGGAGGCUCUCAAACAGAAGCUGACUAAGAACGGCACCCAGGAGUCUGAGGAGGCAAACCAGCUCACCGUGGAUGAUAUCCCCGAGGAUGAGAUCGACCUUAGCGGUGUGAACCUGGACAGCGGGUCGUUCCUGCACCCCUACCCGUCCAAGAGGCGGCACGCCAUCCUCAAAGCGGCGGGCGUGAAGAAGAUCGACAAGGAGGAGAAGCGGCAACUGCACGAGCUGCGCAUGUUGCGUGAGGACUGUGGCUGUAACUGCCAGGGCUUCUGCGAGCCUGAAACCUGCAGCUGUAGUCUGGCGGGCAUCAAAUGUCAGAUGGAUCACUCGUCCUUCCCCUGUGGUUGCACCAAGGAUGGCUGUGGGAACACAGAGGGGCGCAUCGAAUUCAACCCCGGUCGUGUCCAGACCCACUACAUCCACACCAUCAUGAAGCUGGAACUGGAGAAGCGCCUGGAGGAGCACGCGGCCGAGAGCGAGGCCACUUCGAGAGAGCAGCCCGAGACGGGCGCCGACCGCGACGGGCCGAGCUUUCAUUUCAACUCCGAGUUAGCAGCGGCCGGAGAGAACAGCUGCAGCAGCGACAUGACGGACUCUUCUAGCUCUUCGGGUCAGAGCGAGGACUCCGAGGUGACGGACGGACCCGGGAGGGAACAGUCGCCCUUAGGCGUGGACGAGAACGGACUGGCGGAGAUCUUGAGCUUCAGCGACACGGAUAGCGAGGAGUGCGCAGAACAAAGCGGCUACCAGGAGCAGAGACGGACCGAGUCGUCGUCUGUCGGGUACGGCCUCUUCGGUACUGUAGAACAACAAAGAGACUCCGGUACGGACAACAGGGCGUCGUCUGUGCUUUUGGACGAAAACGCAAAUCAAGGCAACGCGCUCUUUUACAGCGGAUCCGUACCCAACACGCCGUCUCCUAGCAUCAACAGUGCGGCCAGUUACAUGGACCUGAGCCUCUCCUCUGAGUCCGAUCUGGAGUUCUUUGACGGGUUUCCGUGUCUGGGACCGAGCUCGCUGUACAACUCGCUCAAGGAGUACGAGCAUCUGGAUAACUUCUUUCAUUUCCAGCUGCCCAGCUUUCCACAAGCGAACGACCCAGGCACUGGCAUCCUGGAGUCUCUAAUCGGCCUGUCGGAAUCUGUCCCGGAACCCCCACAGCCUACCUUCACAGACAAUCAAAUGCUGGAGGAAGCCAUUAAGCUGUCCGUGAUGGAGUACGUUAAAGUUUAAAGGGUGAAGCUGAUGAUCAAAUAACACUAUGAUUAUAAAAGAUUAUAAAACGGCGAAACAGCUUUAAUGUAUUUUCAUUUUUGUUAUUUAUAUGAGGGCGGGGUUGGGGGCUCUGCGGAAGUUGCCUUUAAAACGUGAGCAGUCUUAGAAAUGCCUUUUAAGCGGCGACUAAUAUUUGGGGUAAAGAAAAUAUUUGUACAUACGGCCAAGAACGUCGAGUUGAAUUUUUCACCCACAUUGGUGUAUUAAAAAUUAUUUAUAUUAACUUAAAAUGGGGCACAGAUGGGAGUCGAAUUAAAAAUAAAAUGCUGAUUAUGAUUAUGCACCUCAGGGACUUUUUCUAGCUUUUAAAAGCAAUGUAUCGUGACCAUACGUCGCUGUGAUGGACCCUAUUCGGCUAUUUUGAGAAACGUCACUGAAAUUCGCGCAGCAUUUUAAAUAAAGACCGUUCUGGGUUUGUUCUGUUCACUCAUGUUUGUAAGGUUUGAACGUUAAUCACGAAGCUAGAGGAAGACUUCACCUGUUCCUGUUUCACUAAAUCACAAAAUGGCUCGUCGGGAUCGAUAACGAAUGAUUGGUACACGAAUCUCCCGCCGAAGGCUCCUCGAUUAGCACUUUAUCUGUAAAAAUCUGAAUAAAACUCGAGUGGGGGGCAAAAGGGGGUCGGAGACGUGAUCCUUCCUUCGCAUUAAGAGUUAAAAGUUGCACCGUGUUUUGGUGUCCGGGUCUGCAGCAGCAUUUGUGUUAUUUAUGGACACGCCUAGAAUAUCUCAGUUGAAUACUCAUGAGAUAACUGUGAUAUCUAUUUACCAUUUCUGCUUUAUUUAUUCUUUUAUUAAUUCAGUCCGAGUUAUUUAUUUAUCUCCGAAACACCAACUGAAUAUCUGAGCCGCCCUGCGCUCUCUCUCGCAGCUGUAAUGUAAGAUAUGUCAAGCUGUCUGUCCAUUCAACCUGUGUUGAGCAAAUAUUUCAGAUCAAUGAUUUCACGUUUAUCAUUUUAAUAGUAUUCUAAUUUAUUAAGUAGUCGGGCAAUAAGUGGAGUUAUCAAGUUUACUCGAUGUGCCUGUUUAGAAGAGGAGCUGUCGCCAGAUUAGUGUAAAAAUGUUUUCCCUGUAUGAAAGAGUCAAAUCUGUCUGAUCUACCUACUCCUGAAGAUUAAAAUGAUGCUUCGGUCACGUUGUGGACCAUUACGUUGCCUAAAAUAUAGAGAAUUACACUAAAAUUUUCUAACAAAUUGAUGUAGAUGUAAGAGAAUUCUAAUCUCUAUGAAUGGAAGCUAUUUUAUUAAUAAUAAUAAAGUUACAAGGUUCUUUAAAAUAUUAAAACACGUUUGUAAUAUAUGAAUAUAGAUGAACAUAGUUAUACUUACUAAAUCUAUUCUGGCCAGAAGAUAUUUCAUAUUUGUGAAGCCUGAUUGAGCUGAAGUCAGAGUGACUGUGCUAAGCUAAAUCUGAUUGUACUUACAAUGUUUUGGCAAAAAUUUACUGAUCACACACAUUGUGAAUAUUAAUGAUUAGUUUCAAUCUUAUUGAUAAGUUAUGCAUAUAUUAUGCAAAAUAUAUUAUGCAAGGAAAUUUACCCUUUGUUACUUAUAUCCUUUAACUCUAAAUAAAGGUGGUGAGGUUGUGUUAUCUUUAAAGGACCAAAUAAAUAAGUACAAACCUGGAGUUGUACAUCUGCCACCACCCACACACCCACACUUGGUUCAGUAUGUUGGUUCAGUAUGUUGGUUCAGUAUGUUGGUUCAGCGUUAUAAACUGAUUGCAUGUGAUUCAUGCACAUUUUCGUCCUCGUUUAUGCUUUGCGAGAGCAACGAUGCACAAUCAGAGACGUAUUUGCUUUUUGCCUUCGUGUGCUGGUCUUCAGAACACAGAAUCCGUUUUCAUUCUGGAGAGGACACUGCUUUCUGCAGGUGUGCCUUAUUUCCUUGUAUAAAAUGUAUCACUCCCUAUGAAGAAAUGGAAAACGAUGGGUAUUUAUUAGUCCUAAUUAUUGUGUUUUGAUCUAUGCUUUUGAAAGUGUUUUUUUUUUUAAUUAUUAUUAUUAUUAUUAUUUCAAUCUUUGUUGUACAUAUUUUCUGCUUAAUGGUACUACAGAGCAAACGAUGCUGCUUUUUUAUAUUUUCACGCCUGACAUUUUGAAGCUGUUUAUUUUAGUCGACUGACAGUAGUUUGUCCUUUCACAAUAAAACUUCAGCUUUUUCUUAAA
Molecule: messenger RNA, 4025 nt
Organism: Trichomycterus rosablanca
Lineage: Eukaryota; Metazoa; Chordata; Actinopteri; Siluriformes; Trichomycteridae
Gene: csrnp1b
Product: cysteine-serine-rich nuclear protein 1b
Exons: 5
Coding region: 162-1817 (551 amino acids)
Biological process (GO): regulation of transcription by RNA polymerase II
Cellular component (GO): nucleus
Molecular function (GO): DNA-binding transcription factor activity, RNA polymerase II-specific; sequence-specific DNA binding
Source: RefSeq, a predicted model, not a curated record